CCAGCUGAAACCUACAAUCUGCGAUUUCUUGCAAGUGCAAAAGGCACCCGCACUGGAAACUAACCUUGGACAAGCUGGAUACAGUCAUGAUAUCGGGGCUUUUAAGCGCAAACAAAUGUAAUGGUCAAACUAUACUAUACUAAACCUCUCGCAAUGAAAAUAUGUUACCUCGUUACGUGAUCACCCAUGAGUUAAAGUAUUCUGAAUUUUGGGACCACGAAUUAUCCUUUCUAUGUAUCACUUAAAUUACGGGACGGGAACAUAACUCUAUCUAACAUGGAUCCAGGUCUCACUGAUGUUCAGCAAACAGAGGACAGGGAACCAGAAGAAUCGACAGGUCCUCGAUCAAGGAUGUCAAGACAGCAGAUACUCACACUAAUAUCUAUGGCGUCUGUAAACUUCAGCUCAAUGAUUUGCUACUCCAUUUUAGGACCAUUUUUCCCGAACGAGGCAGUAAAGAAAGGAGUGAACCAGACCACCAUUGGCCUGAUAUUUGGGUGUUAUGCUGUAUGCAAUCUGAUUGGUGCCUUGGUUCUGGGUAAAUAUAUUGUCCAGAUAGGGGCGAAGUUCAUGCUUAUCGCAGGCUUAUUUGUCUCUUCAGGAUGCACAAUUAUUUUUGGGUUGCUGGACAGAGUUCCCGAAGGAACACCUUUCAUCGUGCUCUGUUUCAUCAUACGCUCUGUCGAUGCUGUGGGCUUCGCUGCAGCCAUGACCUCCUCCUUCGCAGUUUCAGCAAAAGUUUUCCCAAACAAUAUAGCAACUGUUUUGGGGAGCUUGGAGAUAUUUACAGGGUUGGGUCUCAUUUUGGGGCCGCCUCUCGGGGGUUGGUUGUACCAGUCAUUUGGAUAUGAAGUUCCCUUUAUGACGCUGGGCUGCUUCCUGUUUCUGAUGGUCCCCUUCAAUAUCUAUAUACUACCACACUUUGAUGCUGAUCCGACUAAGGAUUCCUUCUUCCGGCUGUUUAGUCAUCUGAAGAUUGUGCUGAUCUGCUUCAUCAUAUUCACCCUCAGCUCUGGGCUGGGCUUUCUGGACGCCACCCUGUCCUUGUAUGCCAUUGACAAGUUUAAUCUCUCCCCAGGUUUUGUGGGACUCCUCCUUCUAGGCUUGUCCUUACCUUACUGUGUGGCAUCGCCUAUCCUGGGCAUUAUCAGUGACAAGUUUCCUUCGACCAGGAGUUGGUUCAUGGUGGUUGGAGGCUUCACCACAGCGCUGGCCUUCUGCUUCCUGGGCCCUCUCCCACUAUUACACAUUCAAAGUCAGCUUUGGCUGUUGGUGUUCAUGCUAGGCGUCAUUGGGUUCUCCCUGGGCAUGACAGCCAUACCGACCUACCCAGAGAUGCUUCUCUGUGCACUUGAAAAUGGAUUUGAGGAGGGGCUUGGUACACUUGGACUGGUAUCAGGAUUGUUUGGAGCGGUUUGGUCCAUCGGGAUGUUUUGUGGUCCAACACUCGGUGGCUUUCUCACGCAACAUCUGGGUUUUGAGUUUGCUGCAGCUAUCCAGGGAGGACUGGCGUUUCUGGCGGCCUCCCUUCUUGGCUUGUACUAUCUCUCUCGAAGAAUCUGCUAUCUGAGAUUUCUUGGAGGAUUUCCUCUGGUUCUUUGGCUGACUGUGCUGUUUUGUCUGGACCCCAGGGUUUCACAUGAGAGCAGGUUUGAAGCCACCAAUGAAAGGACUCCUCUUCUCAACACUGAUCUCUUACCAGUGGCUGUCUGAACUAGACACACCAGAACUCCAUCACGUUCUUCAUGGAACUUUGUCUUGCCAAGCGAAGCAAAACGAUCAGAUUUUAUAUUUGUAUGUAUUGUAUAAGUCUUUGAUGUGUAUAUGACAUUUUUGUAGCAGCAGAAUGUAAUGUCUUUAUACAUGGGAGACACAUUGUUUCAUCAAUGACUAAUAAGGGUUAUGUUGUUUUGAUUGAAAUAUAAUUUUAAGUGAACCGCAGAACCAAACCGUCUGACACUUAAAACCCCUCAAUCUGGUUUAACUACACAGGGUGAAGAAAAUAAGUAAUCAGUAGUAUCUUUAGGUUUUGCCACCCAGAUGCAGCUAAUCAAGCCGUCAGCCAGCAAACCAACCAAUUAUCCAGCCUGCUGUUCAACCAACCAGCUAGCCAGUUCAUCACUCUCCCGUUUCUUAGUUGAGGUGAAUUGUCUUCCGAUUAUUGUUUGUGCAAUGAAUAGCAAAGGGCUCAGGUAACAGGUUGCAUUGUAAACAUUUGUGCUGUGCUUGUGCAGCAGUGUGUUAACGCCGGGCCACUCCACACCCCAUGACUAGGAUUGCUCCUGGCUGAGCUGUGUGUGGCAGCUCCUGGCUGCUGAUCCUUAUCAGGGCAGGGGAGACAGAAUGACCAGAGUUCAGUUACUUAAUGAGUAGGCUUGGUUAAUGGUCAUUGUCCAUGAAACACAUUAGUUUCAGGUUAAGUAUUGUGAUAUAGUUUUUAUGAAUCAAAAUGGCAAAGUGAAAGUUCCCAUUGUAUUUGAAGAUUCAUUAUGCCAAAUUCUGACACUUCUACUAGGCAAGAAAUCUAAGAAGGAAAUGUCUUAAGAGUGCCAAGAAAUGUAUUGAACAUGGUUACAAAAUAAACCACCCAGAUGCAGUAAUCCACAUUUGAUUAAGAAAAAAAUGGGAUACAAAUAGACAACAAAACCCACCUGGCAACUAUUAUUAAAUGCUCCAUGCUACUGCAAAAGGGUUACAAACUUUCUUAAUCUCUGACAGGCUAAGAAAAUAGCUCUAUAGCAUUACAUAAAUGUCUGGUUAAAAAACACUGCUUAUGAGAAUUUUAGAUAUGUUCACUGCAAUAAAUACAAACAUGAAUGUAUCAAAA
Messenger RNA from Osmerus eperlanus (European smelt), 2827 nucleotides. It is a transcript of the gene slc18b1, whose product is annotated as solute carrier family 18 member B1. The coding region runs from base 277 to 1713 and encodes 478 amino acids. The record is from RefSeq and is a predicted model, not a curated record. Gene Ontology annotation, biological process: transmembrane transport. Gene Ontology annotation, molecular function: transmembrane transporter activity. The transcript has 14 exons. NCBI's taxonomy places the organism in Eukaryota, Metazoa, Chordata, Actinopteri, Osmeriformes, Osmeridae.